Molecule: messenger RNA, 2994 nt
Organism: Oppia nitens
Lineage: Eukaryota; Metazoa; Arthropoda; Arachnida; Sarcoptiformes; Oppiidae
Product: dentin sialophosphoprotein-like
Exons: 8
Coding region: 31-2994 (987 amino acids)
Molecular function (GO): protein binding
Source: RefSeq, a predicted model, not a curated record
UGUUUAAAAGUAAAAACCGACUAAAAAGUAAUGUUUUUAUCAUUUGAAAAGCGAUUGCGACGGACGGGCGGUUUCUGCACUUGUAAUCACAAUGAGGGUUUAAUCCAUCAAAACUGUCAUAUGAUGAAUGGUAUGACAUCGUCGACGAUAGGAAGUGGUCUAUCGGUUGAUCGUAUGUAUGGAUCGACGAGUGCUCUCAAUCAAAGAUCAGAUCAAACGGGUGUGAAUAUGACGACUAAUUUGCAAAACAAGUCGAGCUGUCAGUCAAUUAAGUCAGUUUCAAAUAUACCGAAACUAUUGUCGCCUUUACAGUGCAGACCAGAAAAUAAUAAUAGAUCAUCAUUUCAUUCCCACACAUAUCCUGACUCGACAUUAGGCCAAACUAAUAGCUCUAAUACCAGUGCUUCGACACCCGUUCUCACAUCAGCUCCACUGCGAAGGCAGAUCUCUCUAAGCCAUUUGGAGGGACAGACGUCUACUGCUGGCAACAGUAAGCCUCACAAUAGUCGCAGUGCUGAGGGAGGUCUGGGUGGUCUUCAUCAGAGGAUACGCGCUAUGCUCUUACCUGCAAAAGACUCAUCCAAAACAAAAACAAACCAAAGAAAUACUAACCAAAGCUUUAGCCAAAGCGAUACUAAUGAAACUUUGUCUGUGAAUCAAAACACAGAUACCACUGAACCCAUGGCUAACAGCACAUACAGCUCACAAACUGUUGUGUAUCCAAACGUUUCAUCACAAGUGGAUAAUUCAUUGAUGGAUAACUACAACACUUUUGACGACGAAAACGACUCGUUUCACAUCAGAGACGUCUGCAGCAAAUGGUUCAGUCAGACUAAGUGUCCAAUCAAUCAAACCCUUACAUCACAAAUGGCCUCAGCUAUGACCAAACCAUCCCUUUUGGACACUUCUCCCAAAUUAUCACAUAAUAUGAAAAGUGAUUUAUUUGAUAAAGUGAUUCAUAAAGACACGAUAUGUCAUAAUUCAUAUACGAGUACAACAAAUACAAAUAAUCAAUCAUUUAAUGGAUCAGAUCCAACACAACUGUCUACUUGUUCUCCAUCUUCUUCUUCUUCACAUUUUUCUUCCAGAGUUUUAGAUGAUAAACAACAAACAAAUAAUGAAUGUGAUAUAACAGGUGCUGUCAGUGAUAGACAUGUUGUAGUUGUCAGUGAUCUUGAAUGUGAUAUAAACAGAAACACUUUGCUUACUGUUAGAUCAGAUGUGCCCGCAGAGGAUGUGUUGAAUGUGAACACAGCAAUAACUACCAGUGCUUAUCAAGAUAUACAAAACAAUGGAUAUUUAGUACAAAUUAGUGACCAAAGAAUUACUGAUAGUAUGACAUCUCCAGAUCAUAAUUACAAGUCAUCGUCCGAUUCUGGUCGCGGAACUGUAAGAAGUCGACACACAGAUAAUGCUAACAAAAACGAUAGUCCCUGCGGUACAAGUCCUCUAGAUUUGACAAGUUUAGACUCAGACCAAAGUGUGUCGGCUGUUAAGGCCAAUGCUUGGGUUGAGGACAGUCUAAAUCAGACGCAAUCGACUGACAGUAUGACUAGUAAUGAAAAGAUUGAGAAAAUGCAGAAAGAAUUGCAACGAAUUCUUGAGGACAACCAUUCUGUACAAUCCAUUGAAGUCGAUGUCGACGACUUGAGUCGCGGAUUUAAGACUAGACUAUCGAUUGUUAAUGAAAGUGAUAGUUGGACAUCAAAUACACCAUCACAAGUGUCACAUCAGCCACAAAAAGGAACGACAUCUAAGUAUGCGGACUAUUAUGAAGCCAAAGCUGACUGUUCUAAGAGUGGAAAUGCUAUGAAAAAUACCGGUUGCAAAACAUAUGAGACCAAUAAAAACAAGCAAAAGUGUUCAGUAAUUGAUAAACAAAUAACAAACAGUAAUAAACCAAAUCUAAUGAACGAUAAAAACAAAUAUCCGGCACAACGUUCCUCAUCCAUAACAAAGACUAUGCAAAUGCCUAAUACCAGUGCUAAACGUAGGAGUAAUGAUCGAUCACAUUAUGGUUUAGCCAAUAGAGGAGCCAAACAUCGAUUCAAUCAUUCAAUUGAUAAAAAUAAAGAUCGGUUCAGAAAUUUAGUCGAUUGUGAUAUCCUGUCGACCACUACUGCGCGGGACAGCACUUAUGCCGACGAUCUGAGCAGUGAAUACACGGCUAAUACCAGUCUAUAUGAACAACAAGACGUCUACUCUAUUCGCAAACAACUACAAGGACUGGAAAAUAUGUAUUCAGAGAUUCUGGGAAUGAUGGGUCCAAAGGCUAGGAUUGAUGGCACACAAAGAACUCGAAGAAAGGUUUGUCGGAGCACUUCAUCGAUAAUAUCGGGUCGCAGUUCUGUCACGAGUAGAGGCGCCAGAGAUAUGUAUUAUAGAAGAUAUAGAUAUGACGUCCGAAAGUCUAAACCCGAUGAAUCUCACUCAUCUCGUCGACUGAAACGUCUUGAGACUCAUGUAAUAACAUUAGCCCGAAGUGUGGCUCAAUUAUCUACAGAAAUGCGAUACAAUCACUCGAUAUCUGAAGAAAUGGAGAAUUUCAGACAAGAGAUGCACUUAAUUAGGGAACAAAUGCUAGCAAUUAAACAAAACAUAAGCACCGGUGGCUUUAGUAUGACUAAUAAACAGCAGUCCUAUCAUCAAAGCAAUGGUUAUAUUUCCGCAAAUGGGCGUCGAUUGACUAACCAAUUGACUAAUCAUCAUAUCAUUAAUCCUAAUAAAGUAGAAAAAUUGAAAAAAUUUUUUGGAGACGAGCCCCCAUUGUUGAGGCAAUUCCUCAAGAAAUUAGGCUAUGAGAAAUACGCCCGAAAUUUUGAAUCAGAGAAAAUAGGCAUAACUGAAUUGCCGUAUUUGAGUGAAGAAAGGUUACAAAAAUUAGGCAUUCCUUUGGGCCCAAGGAUGAGGAUUAUGCAAGAAUCACAUCCACAAUACAAACACAAUAAUAAUAAUCACAAUAAUGACAACUACAGCAUCUAUGGUAUUGUUUAA